Branchiostoma belcheri (Belcher's lancelet) is the source of this 1595-nucleotide messenger RNA. RefSeq lists its product as uncharacterized. Lineage: Eukaryota; Metazoa; Chordata; Leptocardii; Amphioxiformes; Branchiostomatidae. Bases 165 to 1220 code for a protein of 351 amino acids. The transcript is spliced from 3 exons. Gene Ontology annotation, molecular function: cysteine-type deubiquitinase activity. The record is from RefSeq and is a predicted model, not a curated record. Gene Ontology annotation, biological process: protein deubiquitination.
AAUAUCGCAACUUGAUAGGCAACAUACGCCUCCAUAAGUUAACAUUUAGGGGGAGGGCGAUCCGGCGAGUGGGCGGACUGUAGCGGCAAGCGGCACGGAGAGGGAGAGAAAAAGAUUUCCAACACGGGCGUUUGUUGUGUGUGAAGGGGCAGUGAGAAUCUAAGAUGGCGGAUUACGGCUUGUCGGGGCGGCUGCGGACGGAGGGUUUGGAGGUGAUGGAGUCCGUACCAGGCGACGGGAACUGCCUGUUUCACGCCGUGGCCCGCCACUUGGAAGGCAAACCCUCCGCUGCGGAAGUUCGCCGCAAAGUGGUGUCCUGGCUGCGCUCGAACCCAUACGUUGACGGUGAGCACAUCAAGAACUGGCUGCCCGGCGCUACGGAGUCAGCCUGGGAGAGCUACCUGCGCACCAUGACCAUGGACGGGACCUGGGGAGACGAGAUCGUCCUGCAGGCCGUGUCCAACACGUUCGGCAGGGAAGUCUGCGUGAUCUCCAACCGGCACGGCAACAGGAGAAUUUCCUACCGACCAAAGGGUUACAAGUUCGGCGGCGGCGAUACCGUCUUUCUAGGCUUCUCCUACUCCCACUACACCCCGCUGUGCAGGGCCGGGUCAUCAGCACGUGACGUCAGCACCAGGAAUAGAAGGUCGCCUAGCAACGACGUGACGUCAUCAGACAGGUACUCGUCGUACUCCCAGAGUUCCUUUCGGCGGGGUCAAACCGACACGGACGACUCGCCGCCAUCUUACACAUCGCGCGCGCGCAGUACGACAGAAUCGACCACCAGAGAGCCAUGGUCGCGUUCAAGCUCGCUCAGAUCCACCGGUUCAAGUUCAAGCAGCGAAAGUUCACGGUCGUCAUCAAGUCGCCAGGAGGACUCUAGAGCUUCUCGUUCGGCUAUUGGCCGGUCUGUGUCUUAUGACGCUGGUUAUUCUGGGAAUUAUGGGAGAACGUUGAGCUCGAGUUCAUCAAGUUACUCUUCGUACACUCCCGAGUCCACUCGGCUGUCCACCAACUACACACGGUCCCUGAGUCUAACAGCGGACAUAGGAGGCCCGCUACUGGGGUAUUCUAGAUCAACCUCUCUGAGAAACUCUAGUUUGAACUCUAAUUAUAGAUCAACUAGCUCGAGCGGGCUCUCAAAUUACUCGUCUGUGUACAGACCGAGGUACGUACCGUCCUCGACUUCAACCUACUCGUACAAAACAACAGCUCUGUAAAGCACGGAUAGCCUCAAGCCUAGUAGAGGCUAAAGCACGGAGAGAAAUCUCUGGCUUCAGAAAUUAUGAAGGAAAACAUGAACCCGUAACAAGAAUGAUGUGAAACCAACUGUAACCCCCCCCCUCCCCCCCAAAGAAUUCGUUACCAAGUCUUGAAUGCUGCAUUUUGAGAAUUCAAUUUUGUGGGAUAUAAAGAAAUAAGUAAAGUAACAUUAGAAAUUUUACUAUCGUUACGUAAAGAGAUGUAGUCUCUUACCUGGAAAAGGAUUGUCAAUGAUCAUGUUUUUAAGUGAAGUUUAUUUUAUCUACAAGAAAAAAAAAAACAGUACAUUGGUGCCAUAUCCUGUACAAGGUGUAUAAAAGUCCGGUGCUAGA